CAGGAGACAGCUCCCUCCCAGUGACCACUUUGGGUUCUCUGGGACAGUGGCCACAGACCACCUGGCCCCUUCUCGAAAUCCACCUGGCUGGGGCAUCUGACAAUUACAGGUGAGCCAGACUCCGCCUCUGGGCAUGGCAGAAUCUGCACAGGCCCCGAAGCUGGUGUACCUGGUCACAGGUGGCUGUGGUUUCCUGGGGGAACACAUAGUGCGCAUGCUGCUGGAACGGGAGCCAAAGCUCCGUGAGCUGCGGAUCUUUGACCUGCACCUGAGUCCAUGGCUGGAGGAACUGAAGACAGGGCCUGUGCAGGUGACUGCUAUCCAGGGAGAUGUAACCCAGGCCCAUGAGGUGGCAGCAGCCGUGGCUGGAGCCCAUGUGGUCAUCCACACUGCUAGUCUAGUGGACGUGUUUGGGAGAGCCAAUCCCAAAACCAUCCACGAGGUCAACGUGCAGGGCACGAUGAACGUGAUCGAGGCUUGUGUGCAGGCUGGAACACAGUUCCUGGUCUAUACAAGUAGCAUGGAAGUUGUGGGGCCUAACUUCAAAGGUCAUCCCUUCUACAGGGGCAAUGAGGACACCCCAUACGAGGCCGCACACACACACCCCUAUCCUUGCAGCAAGGCCCUUGCAGAGCGGCUGGUCCUGGAGGCCAACGGAAGGAAGGUCCGUGGAGGGAUGCCUCUGGUGACGUGUGCUCUGCGUCCCACGGGCAUCUACGGUGAAGGCCAUCAGAUCAUGAGGGAUUUCUAUCAUCAAGGCCUGCGCCUGGGGGGUCGGCUCUUCAGGACCAUCCCAGCCUCUGUGGAACAUGGCCGGGUCUAUGUGGGCAACGUGGCGUGGAUGCACGUCCUGGUUGCCCGAGAACUACCGCCAAGAGCCCCACUCAUGGGUGGCCAAGUCUAUUUCUGCUAUGACAAGUCACCCUAUAAGAGCUACGAGGACUUCAACAUGGAAUUCCUGGGCCCCUGCGGACUGCGGCUGGUAGGCACCCGCCCACUGUUGCCCUAUUGGCUGCUCUUCAUCUUGGCCACCCUCAACGCCCUGCUCCAGUACCUUCUACGCCCACUGUUGCUGUACACACCCCUGUUGAACCCCUACACACUGGCUGUGGCCAACACCACCUUCACUGUCAGCACCAACAAGGCACAGCGCCAUUUUGGCUAUGAGCCUUUGUUCUCAUGGGAAGAUAGCCGGAGACGCACCAUUCGCUGGGUGCAAACCAUAAAGGGUUCAGUUCAAUGACAGCAGGUCUGGGCUCUGGUGGCCAUCACGUUCUGGCCACCUGAGUCCUCACAUGGAUGGAGAGAGUGACUGUGUUACAGGAGCUCAGGGCCCUGGUACCCGACUGGCCAACUCAGAGUCCUCUCUCUGCAGUGGAAGACCACGAGGCUGCCAGGAGUCUGUACUUUGCUACCUCUGAGUUCUAGGACAGGGCUGGGGACAAACAGCAUCUUCCCUCUUAGCCUAGGCUUGCUGGGUGGUUGCAGGGAACUGGAUCCUAAAUGAUAUCAUGACUCCAUCGCAAGUGUGGUUUUCUGAGCAUAAAAUGGCUGAGGUUCCACAGGCUUUGUGCU
Dipodomys ordii (Ord's kangaroo rat) is the source of this 1575-nucleotide messenger RNA. RefSeq names its product hydroxy-delta-5-steroid dehydrogenase, 3 beta- and steroid delta-isomerase 7 (gene Hsd3b7). The coding region runs from base 134 to 1243 and encodes 369 amino acids. Gene Ontology annotation, molecular function: 3-beta-hydroxy-Delta5-steroid dehydrogenase (NAD+) activity. The transcript is spliced from 7 exons. The record is from RefSeq and is a predicted model, not a curated record. Lineage: Eukaryota; Metazoa; Chordata; Mammalia; Rodentia; Heteromyidae. Gene Ontology annotation, biological process: steroid biosynthetic process.